Camellia sinensis is the source of this 347-nucleotide messenger RNA. The record is from RefSeq and is a predicted model, not a curated record. Lineage: Eukaryota; Viridiplantae; Streptophyta; Magnoliopsida; Ericales; Theaceae.
AUUAUUUGACUGUUAUUCGUCCUGAUCUUGCUUCUGUUGUUCAUAUGGUUGGUCAAUUCAUUUCUGCUCUUCGCUCUAACCAUUGGGCUGCUUUGGCUCAUAUUCUUCACUAUCUCAGGGGUACCAUCUUUCAAGGCUUACUAUUGUCCUCUACUUUCUCUUUGGACUUGGUGGCCUAUGUUGAUUCUGAUUGGACUGGUGAUGUUAUUGAUUGCAAGUCUACAUUUGGUUUUAGUAUGUUUCUUUGUGAUUCCUGGAUCUCUUGGAAAAGCAAGAAACAAUCAGUUGUUGCUCGCUCUACUACCAAAGUUGAGUAUCGUGCUAUGGCUUAUGCCACUACUAAGAUU